Pimephales promelas (fathead minnow) is the source of this 2218-nucleotide messenger RNA. The record is from RefSeq and is a predicted model, not a curated record. Lineage: Eukaryota; Metazoa; Chordata; Actinopteri; Cypriniformes; Leuciscidae.
ACGUCACCAACUUCAAUGCAUUUGCUGCAAAAUAGCUCUUGUGGGAAAACAAACGAAUAAAACACUUCCUUUGACCAUUGUAUUGCAAAACUCUGAUUAUGCGCCAUUCAAACGCGUGUCAGCCAAAGAGAGACGCUUGAUAAAGCUUUAUUUUGAUUCACGUGAACACGUUUACUCAUGUUACAGGUUGAAGUUAAAUAAUAAAUGUCCAACAAACGCGUUUGAUAAAUCGAAUGUCUUUUCUUCAGAGACAUCUGACGAUAGAUCAGUAAGUUAGAUGAGGAAGUCGCGGUCGGACAGGAUAUGAGACUCAAAAGCUCAUGAAAAACUGUCCAUACCAGAGAUUAUACUAAAGCGCCGAAGACUGUUUUGGACUGAUUGAGUGAAACCUUUUCAAGUAAGUUAAUAAAGACCAUCCCAUAAGACGUAUCGCCAUGACAACCCCAGAGCCAAUCAGAUUACGUGUCUUCUCUCUCAACUGCUGGGGGGUCCGAUACCUCAGUAAGAACUGCAGGGACCGGUUUGUUCUGAUCGGAGAUCUGCUGAAUCAGGAACAGCUGGAUAUAGCGUUACUGCAGGAGGUCUGGUGUGAGGAAGACUUUCUGUUUUUAAAGAAGAAGCUCGGCAGCGUCUAUCCGUUUUCCCAUUAUUUUAAAAGUGGAUUUAUAGGAAGUGGACUGGCCGUGUUUUCCAGACAUCGAAUCCAUGACGCUUUUCUGUACAGAUACUCAUUAAACGGAUACCCGUACAUGGCUCAGCAUGGCGACUGGUUCGGUGGCAAGGCUGUCGGGAAGGUCCUGCUUAACAUCAGUGGGCUGAAUGUUCAUGUCUUUGUAACUCAUCUGCAUGCAGAAUAUUGCAGAGAGAAAGAUUCAUAUCUCCCGCACCGAGUGGUUCAAGCCUGGGAGCUGCAACAGUUCAUAAGGCACACGAGUGCUGGAGCGGACGUGGUGAUCCUGGCUGGAGAUCUGAACAUGCACCCGGGCGACCUCGGCACCAGACUGCUGAGGAACUACACCGGACUGCUGGAUAGCUUCAGUGAGGCCGCCCACUUUGACGGAUGUGAGGAAGGAUUCACCCAUAUAUCUGAAAACCCUUUCACACACACGGAUGGUCUCGUUCCUUUUGGGGGAGGAGUCCGGAUAGACUACGUCCUGUUCAAGGGAUCAGAGGAAGUAGAUGUGCGCUGUGAGUCUUUGUCCACCACUAAGGGUCCAGUUCCUGGACAGCCCUUUCCUUAUUCAGACCACGAAGCUCUCACUGCCGAGUUCCUGUUUACGCCAACUAAAAAGGGAAAUGGAUGCAAGGAGAGAGAAUUUGGCUGUAUUCCAGAUAAGCUUCCUGAGCUGGUCAACACAGUCAAUGAAGCUCGUACUGAAGUAAAGGUGGGUCUGCACUGCUCUGAGCGCAUGCGCCACACCGCGGCUCGCACAGGCAUCAUGGGUCUCGUCCUGCUAGUACUUGAGUUAGCCAUCGCCGCUGUGCCGUUGUUUGCUCUGGGAGCUGAACAGCCCUUCCCUAAAGCCUCUUUCUACCUGCUGGGGGCGCUGUGCUUUGCCGUCCUCCUCUCUACACUGAUGCUGUACAUCUUCUACAGCAUGGAGGUCAAGGCACUGGAAGGCACUGAGAACCAGAUGAGACUGGCACUAAGUAGCCUUCAGGAACGGAUUAAGGAGUACCCCAAGGCUUUAUCAUCGGACCAUUUGCGAAAUUCACUCGACGGCAAGGAUUCGGUGCGUUUGUAGCAAAAAAGAUGAACUAAAUUUAGUCUUUGGAAGGAAUACUGAACUGAAACUUUAUGAGAAGGACAAUGGGUCACUAUUUUUGAUGUCUUAACUGAACUGAACACAAACUAUGCAGUUUUUUCUGUUUUUUUUUUUACAAUACAUUGAGGAUCAAUCUUCUGGAAACCAGAAAAUUAGACAAAAUCAUUAAUUCCAUGACAUAUCUAUUUCACUUCAUUUGUUCAGUCCAGGGGGCCUGAGGCUGCAGGAUGACUUAAAAUGUUAUAUAUUCAUAUAAUAAUCACUCAAUAUAGUUAAUAUAAUGGGGAAGCCGUUUUUAGUAAUAAAAGAAAUAUUAUUAAUAAUAAAUUUAGUGUAGAUUUAUACGAUUACUUUCAACUAUAUAACAAUUAAAAUGCUUAAAAAAGAAACAUUAAAUCAAACUUAAUUGCAUUUUUUUUCUCAAUAACUAAUCAAGUAUUUUUAUCGAAAAA